AUGUCUUCCUCAAUGUUCUCGGCUCUCCCGCCUGAAAUAAUUUGUCAAAUCUUUGAAGCUGCUGAUGACUUCUCCGUGGUAGCAGCUCUUGCUCAAACGGCACGUGUUUUCUAUCACACCUGGCGAGAGAAUCCGACGUCCAUAUGUCAAGUCGUUGGCCCUCGCAUCAUAUUAGACUUCGCCGGUGCUCAAAAGCUCCUAGACGUUCAGGAGGAAGCUGAUGCCGUGAAUCAAUCGGAAGAUAGCCGCGAGAACGAGCCCAAAUCCAUCACCCGAGCAAAGCGCCUUAUAUUCCACGCUCGCUGUGCCUCUGCUGCAUAUGUUACCUGGGCGGAAAGUUCAGAACCGUGCUUGAAACCAGAAGCUGCUGCACGAUUCGAAUCCUGGUUCUACUGUGUCUGGACCCUUGGGUUCAUGGCCAAAACGCCGCUUCUACAGGGCAAAGCAUCGGCGGUUCUUGAUGAGUACGGACAAUUAGAGAUAUCUCAACUCGAAGAGUUUACGAGUUGGGCUCAGUGGUACCACGAGAAUGAAUAUGGAUCGUUGGGUCUUGACUUUUGUGAUAAGGUGUGGACGGCUGGUUGCGAACUGGUCUCGUUGAAACGCUGGCUGGAUUGGCAGAGUUUGUAA
Messenger RNA from Hymenoscyphus albidus, 630 nucleotides. Lineage: Eukaryota; Fungi; Ascomycota; Leotiomycetes; Helotiales; Helotiaceae. The record is from the annotation of a GenBank genome assembly.